This is a messenger RNA of Populus nigra (black poplar), 1033 nucleotides long. RefSeq names its product protein GL2-INTERACTING REPRESSOR 1-like. The record is from RefSeq and is a predicted model, not a curated record. Bases 599 to 949 code for a protein of 116 amino acids. Lineage: Eukaryota; Viridiplantae; Streptophyta; Magnoliopsida; Malpighiales; Salicaceae. The transcript is spliced from 2 exons.
CGGUGGUGAUGGCUCUUUCUUGAAAAUGAUUUUGGGCUCUAGCAAAUUAGCCUUAAAAGCAAUUGUGUUUUUCCUGUGGUCUGUUUGCUCUCACACUACACUUUAAAACACCGACCCUUCCUCCUCCCUCUAAAGCAAUGAAUAAAUGAAUUCUUGGUGCACUUUUGUAAUGCCGACAUUUACUCCAAGCUUCCCCGUUUCUGCUUCCUUCUUGUGAUUUUUCCAUUCAUUAAUACAUUUUCUGUCCUCAAUUUACACUCUUCUUCUACCGAUACUUCAACGCAACUCUCUCUCUCUCUCUCUCUCUCUCUCUGUGUCUACACCCUCCACUUCUCUCCCACCAUUAAGGUAAGUUUUUAAAAUAACCCCACCUCUCUCCCCUUGUUUCCUUAUAUAUAAUGGCCUUAGAUGUCCAAACCCACCACCACCAAGUUCAUGUUGAUGGUGCUAGAGGUGCGAGUCUCGAUUCAAGCCUAGCCACUCUCCAUUGAUCUCUUUCAUAAUACUACCAAUCUCUCUUCUGCACAAAGCGAAUUAGAAGAGCCCCCUCCUCUCCCCUCAGGCAGGUGAGAUAUAAUACAAAAACAAAACGUCGAGGAUGAGUCGAAGAAAUGGUAGCCUCCCAAAGCUUGACCUCAAGCUCAACCUAUCACCACCAAGGGUGAACCCGAGAGUGGAGUCCCCAGGCCGGUCGGCAACAGUGUCACCAACAUCCCCUCCAAGCUCAUGUGUUUCGUCAGAGAUGAGCCAGGAUGACACUCUCAGAUACUCUAGUAGCCCUGAGGCUACAUCAAUGGUGCUUGUGGGAUGCCCAAGGUGCCUCAUGUAUGUGAUGCUCUCUGAGAAUGACCCUAAAUGCCCCAAAUGCAAGAGUACAUGGCUGCUUGAUUUCCUCCAUGAUAACAGCAACACCACCACCACCACCACCAUGAAGACAAGGAAGAGCUAGAGUAGUGCUAGCUCCCCUUUUAGCUAACUCUGCUACUAUUAAUUAGGCUUAUAUAGACUCUCUCCCCCCCCCCCCCCCCCUUCU